Molecule: messenger RNA, 1349 nt
Organism: Exophiala mesophila
Lineage: Eukaryota; Fungi; Ascomycota; Eurotiomycetes; Chaetothyriales; Herpotrichiellaceae
Exons: 1
Coding region: 157-1164 (335 amino acids)
Cellular component (GO): nucleus
Source: RefSeq, a predicted model, not a curated record
AUCACCUCAGGUCGCAGCCUGUUGAUCAUGACUGACAACUCCAUCAGCCUGCUAUGUCGUCGCUAGAUGUUGUUGAGUGUCUAAACAAAUCUUGAUGCAUACCUUUGAUCCCAUUGCCCAUUGCACAUCUGUCCUGACACCAAAGUAGGUAUCAUCAUGGACAAGGGUCUGUAUGGAAUUAAACAGCCCUCCAAGACCAAAGCCAAAGAGAUCUCUUCAUCCACCUCACUUGCAUUCUCGACCAGUCUAGCUUCACUAAUCUCCAGUACCUCUUCGAAGAACAACGAAAAGUCUGUCCACGGUCGACCUCGGCCUUCCAAGACAAAGUCGGACAUAUUCACCGCCCAUAAUAAAAACGUCAAGAAGCGCUCCGCUGCUGAUCUGGAAGAUGGCGAGCAAAAGCACAAAACAAGAGACGAUAUCGGCUCGGUGGACGCCGCAGAACUUCACCGGUCCAAGAGGAAGAUGGAGGAUAAAGUCCGUAUAUACAAUGCUAUGAAGCGUGGCGAGUAUAUCGGUCGAGAUGAUUACGAUGAUCGCGGGCUAGUCGACUUUGACAGAAAAUGGGCUCAAGGUCAGAACGGGGAUCGAGAAGAACCCAGUGACAUUUCAGACUCCGACGAUCAACCUGACGAAGACGAUGAAAUAGUCGAGUAUCUAGACGAGUUUGGACGAUUGAGGAAAGGCACAAAGGCGCAGGCCGCUCGCGAAGAAAGGAUCAAAUCAAUGCAAGACAACCUUAAAGCCGACCAAGAACGCUCAUCAGCAAGACCAUCAAUGCCUUCGAAUCUGAUCUAUGGCGACACCGUGCAACAUUCUGCCUUCAAUCCAGACCAGGUCAUUGCAGAUCGAAUGGCCGAGAUUGCCAAAAAGCGCGACAAGUCUGCCACCCCACCACCCGAGACUCAUUACGAUGCAAAUGCAGAAAUUCGAAACCGGGGAACUGGAUUCUACACCUUUUCCAAAGAUGCUGAGGAGCGCAAGAAGGAAAUGGAGGCCUUGGAGAAGGAACGACAACAGACCGAAAACACCCGUAAAGAGAAACAAGAUCAGAGGAAUCAACGCAAAAAAGAAAUCGAAGAGCGACGGAAAUUGAUUGCCGACCAGAGAGCUAAGGCCCAGGCGGAUAAGUUCUUGAAUGACUUUGACUUGGAAAACACAUAAUGAUGGUGUGACGCGCAAGCAAGCAAUUGAGGAGCCACACAUAUUUGUCACUCCUCCAAAUUCCACAAUAAUGAUGAUGUGGAGAGAUUUUGAUUCAUCCCUCGAAACUCCCGUGGCUAGUUUAUCUCUCUAGUCUUUCAACCUCUUAUGAUAAACUUCCUAGAUACCCAAGGAGCCAACGACUU